Molecule: messenger RNA, 527 nt
Organism: Bubalus bubalis (water buffalo)
Lineage: Eukaryota; Metazoa; Chordata; Mammalia; Artiodactyla; Bovidae
Product: spermadhesin Z13-like
Exons: 4
Coding region: 123-527 (134 amino acids)
Biological process (GO): single fertilization; negative regulation of inflammatory response
Source: RefSeq, a predicted model, not a curated record
UCCUGCAGCCUUGCCGGGCUGGGCUCCAGGGGAGGAGGAGGUCAGGUGUCAGCUGCUGUGUGUAUAUAGCCCCAGGCCUCCAGGGCCAGGCUCACUGCUGAGGCUGGUGCCAGGCUGCGAAGAUGAAGCUGUCCAGUGUCAUCCUUUGGGCCUUGCUGCUCAGCACAGCCGCAUCGGAUUCAACUGAUGGGCUUCACUUUAAAGAUAAACAUUUGUGCGGGGACCUUUAUGAAGAGGAAUAUGGAGUGAUCUACCCUUAUCUGGGACUGCAUACGGAAUGCCUCUGGAUCAUCAAGAUGGACCCAGGUUGCAAAAUUCUUUUGGAAGUACACUAUGUCCACCUCAACUGUGAUAAAGAGUCUCUCGAGAUUAUAGAUGGGCCGCCAGAAUCUUCUAACUCACAGAAGAUCUGUGACACUUCACACACGGAAUACACAUCUUCUACCAAUACUAUGACCGUCAAGUACACAAGAAAGCCCAACCACCCAGCCCCUGUCUUCUUAUUAAUUUUCCGUCGUGUGUUGUAG